UAUACAUAGAGUUUAUUUAUUUCUUAUUGUGGAAAGUGAUCAGUUUUAAAUAAAUCAACAAUAUGACAUCAAUGUUUGACCAAUAUGAACAAGCCUCUCAACGGUCAAAACAAAUGCAAGCACCACCAAUUCGUCCCGAUAUUAGUACAGCAGGAUUUAUCCAAAUGAAAUUACAAGAUGAUGAGCCAAUUUUUAUAAAAAAGAAAGUUAAUUUUUUACCACCUGAUGAAAUUGUACAUCUUGUUGUUAAUAAUAAUAUAAUUGUUAUUGCUAUGGCCAAUAAUAUUCUCCUACGCAUUGAUAUGAAACAUCCAGAUACACCAGAAGAGAUUGAUAUAUCUAAAUAUGCACUAAACAUGAAAAUGUCAGGGAUGUUUCUUGAUCCUUUGGGUAAUCAUUUAUUAAUUACUUUGACUCCAAAAUCACAAGAUAACCCACCACCUGAGUUAUUUUAUUUACAUAAAAAGACAACAAAAUUAAAACAGGCAGGUAAAUUCAAAGGACAUGAAAUUACUGCUGUUGGGUGGAACUAUGCAAAUUCCUCUGAAACUACCACAGGGCCAAUUCUCUUGGGAACUUCAAAAGGUCUUAUUUUCGAAACAGAAAUUGGUUUAGAUGGUGAUAAAAUAUUCAAUACAAGUUUGGAGCAAUAUUGGCGUCAGCUUCCUAACUACUUACCUCUUUAUGGUGCUAAAGAGGUAGAAGGAUUGGUAUUCGAUAUAGGAAAAAACAGCAAUCCACCAAUUACUGGUUUAGAAUUCCAUAAAAUACCAAAUACUGAUACAUAUAUAAUUAUUGUCACUACUCUUAUUCGCAUUUAUCAAUAUAUUGGAUCAGUACAAAAUCUAGAAGAAAAACCUCUAUUGCAACAAGUUUUCAAUAAGUAUUUGAAUGUGGAAGAAAGCUUUACCGACGUAAUAAGUUCUUUGCCUUACUCUAAAAUGCAAUUUUAUUAUCCUGCACUUGGUGCAUUACCAAAGUCAUUUGGUUGGUUAACAGAAACUGGUAUCCUGUAUGCCCAGGUCAAUUCAAAGGUAGACCCGAAAAAUAUGUUAAUAAAUCGACAAAUGUUAAGAUCUCCUGAAGUAAGUCUCAUGGGAAACUACAUCUCAAAAGAAACAACUGCUCCAUUGUCUUUUGUUUUAACAGAAUUUCAUGCAUUGUUACUUUACGCGGAUCAUGUAAAAGGCAUAUCCCUUUUAAAUCAAGAAUUGAUAUUUGAAGAUAUUUACAAUGACGCUGUUGGAAACUUACUGAACAUUACUACAGAUUAUGUGACUCGUUCUGUGUGGGCAUAUAGCGAGCGCGCAGUAUUCAAAUACAAAAUUAAUAGAGAAGACAGAAAUGUUUGGCAGAUUUACAUUGAUAAAGGUGAAUUUGAGCUUGCCAAACAAUAUUGUAAAGAUAAUCCAGCACACAUAGAUCAAGUACUUGUAAAGCAAGCAGAAAUGUUUUUUAAAAAUAAAGAAUAUGAAAGGAGUGCUCUCACUUAUGCUGAUACUCAUUCAUCAUUUGAAGAAAUUUCUUUGAAGUUUCUACAGGAAUGGCAAAUAGAGGCUUUAAAAACAUUCCUUAAGAAGAAACUUGAAGGAUUGAAAACACAAGAUAAAACACAAAUAACCAUGAUUGUUGUAUGGGUGAUCGAAUUAUUUAUGAAUCAAAUGGGUGUAUUACGGAGUAAUAAUACAUCGUAUUUACACGAUUCCCGAUACUUAGAAUUACAAAAACAAUUUGAUAGUUUCCUUGCUAUUCCACAAGUUGAGGAAUGCAUCAAAAGGAAUCGUAGUACUAUAUACGAUUUAAUAGCAAGUCACGGCGAUAAAGAUAAUCUUAUACGUUUAACUAUAAUGCAUUGCAAUUAUGAAGAAGUGAUACGUCAGCAUUUAUACAAAAACAAUUAUUUAGAAGCCUUUGAAGUUUUAAAAAGUCAAAGUAACAGAGAUCUCUUUUAUCAAUUCUCUGGUAUUCUUUUACAAGAAUUACCACGCCCUACAGUGACUGCUUUGAUAUCACAAGGUUCAUUAUUAAAGCCAUCUAAACUUCUUCCAGCUUUAGUGUCUUGUAAUAGUGAUGAAAAACAUGCAAAGGAAGUAAUCAGAUAUCUAGAGUUUUGUGUAUAUAAACAAAGCUGUCAGGAACAGGCAAUUCAUAAUUUCCUAUUGUCUUUAUACGCUCGUUAUAAACAAGACGAAGUAAUGCGUUAUAUUAGUUCUCAAGGCCAAGAUAUAAAUAUGGUACAUUAUGAUGUGCACUAUGCGCUACGAUUAUGCCAAGAAGUUGGUUUAACCAAAGCAUGUGUGCAAUUGUCUGCUUUACUUGGACUCUGGACAACAGCAGUUGAUUUAGCUUUGACAAGCAGUGUUGACCUUGCUAAACAAAUAGCUGCUAUGCCUUCUGAUCACGAUGACGAAUUACGGAAAAAGUUAUGGUUGAAAAUAGCUGAACACGUGGUUCGAGAGAAAAAUGAUAUACAGCAAGCAAUGAAAUUUUUACAAGAUUGCGAUAUAGUCAGGAUAGAAGAUAUACUACCAUUUUUUUCAGACUUUGUUACUAUAGAUCACUUUAAAGAUGCUAUUUGCAAUUCGUUACAGGAAUAUAAUCAACAUAUUCAAGAUCUCAAAGAAGAAAUGCAAGAAGCAACAAAAGCUGCUGAGCUUAUUAGGAAGGAUAUACAAGAGUUUAGAACAAGGUGUACAUUUAUACAUGCAAAGGACACAUGCAAGAUCUGUGAUUUUCAAUUAGUAGUACGACCUUUUUAUGUAUUUCCUUGUGGACAUAGAUUUCAUAGCGAUUGUCUUGUAGCUGCACUAACACCUAUGUUGGCAAUGGAUCAGAGAACAAAGCUAGCUGAUCUGCAGCGACAACUUACCGCUCUUUCGAACAGACCGGAAGAUACUACAUCAGUUGGAUCUGUAUCUUUAUCUACAAAAGAUCAAAUCAAGGCCGACAUCGACGAAUUGGUAGCCUCUGAAUGUUUAUAUUGUGGAGAACUUAUGAUAGAAUCUAUAAAUAAACCAUUUAUCGAAGAAGAAGAUUACGAGAGAGUAAUGAAGGAAUGGACAUAAAUAAUAAGUUAUUCGCUUGUAAAUUAUUUCAGUAAAUAUUCGUCUACUUUGUGUAGUAUGCUUAUUUAUACAAAUUAUUGCUCUUAAUAAAAGAAAUAUUUGUAUUAUGCCAUUUUGAAUAUGAAAACUGUUUAUUUUGUAUAUAUUAUAAUUUAUAAAUGCAAGAAUAAAA
Molecule: messenger RNA, 3237 nt
Organism: Hylaeus volcanicus
Lineage: Eukaryota; Metazoa; Arthropoda; Insecta; Hymenoptera; Colletidae
Gene: dor
Product: vacuolar protein sorting-associated protein 18 homolog
Exons: 19
Coding region: 63-3065 (1000 amino acids)
Biological process (GO): endosome organization; lysosome organization; organelle fusion
Cellular component (GO): HOPS complex; endosome
Molecular function (GO): protein binding; protein-macromolecule adaptor activity
Source: RefSeq, a predicted model, not a curated record